UAAAACAUUAAAAAUCAUUGUUCUAUGGCGGAAGAUGAUUAUAAAUUUGUGAAAGAUGGAACGGUGGACUACAAAAAUAAUCCAGCAAUCAAGAACCAAACUGGAACUUGGAGAGCUUGCCCCUACAUCCUUGGAAAUGAAUGUUGUGAGAGGCUGGCAUAUUAUGGGAUAAACACAAAUUUAGUGAAUUAUCUGAAAAAUCAGAUGAAUGAGAGUAGUGUUGUAGCAGUUAAUAAUGUUACAAAUUGGUCAGGAACAUGUUAUGUUACACCAUUGCUAGGUGCAUUUCUAGCUGAUGCUUAUUUGGGAAGAUUUUGGACUAUUGCUGCCUUCUCAAUCAUCUAUGUCUUUGGGAUGACAGUACUAACAUUAUCAGCAUCAAUACAUGGAUUAAAACCACCUUGUGAUGACAACAAUUCAUGUGAGCCUAAAGGAUUACAGAUUGGAAUAUUUUACUUAGGUCUUUACCUAAUAGCACUUGGUACUGGUGGAAUAAAACCUUGUGUUUCAUCAUUUGGUGCUGAUCAAUUUGAUGAUUCUGAUGAAACAGAGAAGAAAAAAAAGAGUUCUUUCUUUAAUUGGUUUUAUUUUUCUAUCAACAUUGGCGCGCUCGUUGCAUCGACCGUUCUUGUUUGGAUACAAACAAAUGUUGGAUGGAGUUGGGGAUUUGGUAUUCCUGCUGUUGCUAUGGCUAUUGCUGUUGUAAGUUUUUUUUCAGGAACAAAACUUUAUAGGAAUCAAAAACCUGGUGGAAGUCCACUUACAAGGAUAUUUCAAGUUGUGGUUGCAUCUUUUAGGAAAAUUAAAGUUAAGGAUACUUCUGUUUUGUUUGAAACUAAUGAUGAAGAAUCUCUUGUACAAGGUAGCAGGAAACUUGAUCAUACUCAACAAUUGAGUUUCUUUGAUAAGGCAGCAGUGGAGACAGAAUCAGAUAAAAUCAAAGGGUCAAUUAAUCCAUGGAGCCUUUGUACUGUGACACAAGUAGAAGAAUUGAAAUCAAUCCUAAGGCUAUUGCCUAUAUGGGCAACUGGUAUAAUCUUUAGUAGUGUGUAUAGCCAAAUGGGAACCUUAUUUGUUCUCCAGGGCAACACAAUGGAUCUUCACAUGACCAAAUCCUUUGAAAUCCCUUCAGCUUCCCUAUCCCUUUUCGACACGAUCAGUGUCAUUUUCUGGGUACCUAUCUAUGACCGUGUGAUUGUUCCGUUAGCCAGAAGAAUCACAGGUCAUAGGAACGGUUUCACUCAGCUACAAAGGAUAGCAAUUGGACUCAUAAUCUCAAUUUUCGCGAUGUUGAUUGCUGGAACAUUGGAAAUGGUUAGACUGGAAAGUGUAAAACAACAUAAUUACUACGAAAAGAAGCAUAUACCUAUGUCGAUUUUUUGGCAAGUUCCUCAAUAUUUUGUUAUAGGUUGUGCUGAAGUUUUUACAUUCAUUGGACAAUUGGAGUUCUUCUAUGAACAAGCCCCUGAUGCUAUGAGAAGUUUAUGUUCAGCUCUGUCACUUAUAACGACCGCGCUCGGGAACUAUCUGAGUACAUUUUUGGUGAAUGUUGUGACUGAUAUGAGUACUAGACAUGGUGGUGCUGGUUGGAUUCCUGAUAAUUUGAACUAUGGUCAUCUACAUUACUUUUUCUGGCUUUUGGCUGUGCUAAGUGUGAUCAAUUUUGGAUUUUUUCUCUUUGUUGCUAAAUUUUAUACUUAUAAGAAGGCAAUAAUAGGUCCAUCCUCAUAA
Solanum pennellii is the source of this 1731-nucleotide messenger RNA. Its product is annotated as protein NRT1/ PTR FAMILY 8.1-like. The record is from RefSeq and is a predicted model, not a curated record. NCBI's taxonomy places the organism in Eukaryota, Viridiplantae, Streptophyta, Magnoliopsida, Solanales, Solanaceae. Gene Ontology annotation, molecular function: transmembrane transporter activity. Gene Ontology annotation, cellular component: membrane. Gene Ontology annotation, biological process: transmembrane transport; oligopeptide transport. The transcript is spliced from 5 exons. The coding region runs from base 25 to 1731 and encodes 568 amino acids.